Pimephales promelas (fathead minnow) is the source of this 2344-nucleotide messenger RNA. RefSeq names its product fibroblast growth factor 18a (gene fgf18a). The record is from RefSeq and is a predicted model, not a curated record. Lineage: Eukaryota; Metazoa; Chordata; Actinopteri; Cypriniformes; Leuciscidae. Gene Ontology annotation, molecular function: growth factor activity.
AAGACAAACGAGCGGAGAAGAAACAAGCCGCGUUUACGCACCGCGCGCGCAAAAACGCGUCGUUAGUUUUUGCAUCCGACGUUUUACGGGAAUUUGUGAAUGAAAGCGGCCGAGGAAGAGGAGGCGGUGCAGGUUAAGUUGUAUCCAGUGUAUGGGUUGCUUUCUUUAAUGCGCAAAGAAAGAGGCGCGUUUUACCUCAUCGACCGAAGCCCUUACGUCGGGCAGACUUUUGUGCUGUUCUGAGGGGGGAGAGCUGCAAACUUUUUUCAUUUUAAAAAAUAAAUAAAAAGCUCAGAUUGCAUUCUUUCCCCCUUCAAACAUUUUGGAGGUGAUGUCAUCGGCCCGUGUUUUGGCUGCUGUUGCGCUGGAGCUCCAGAAUUGAGUCCGGGAAAUCAGGUGCAGGGAGCUGCUGUCGCGGGUGGCUGCGAGCGUGUGCCUCAGUCUCACCCCUCCGCCUUUCCUUUCACUUUCCCCCCCUCAUCAUCUCAGCAGCCAUGACCGAGCGCGCUCCACGGGACCCGGGGUCCAGCUCGCCGCCGCUGCGUCUUCAUCGCUCCAUCCCCGUCCAGGUGCUUUGCCUCCCGCGGCGCGUCAUUUCGCCCGUGGCGGAUCAGCAUUGACACAGACUCUCUCGCGUGCGCAUGCACUCCACGGAAUUAAUCAGUUUUAAUCCUUAUCUGUGGAAGGACAUUUUCAGCAGGAAAAGUUACGGUGGGACUGCUUGGAAACCUUUGGAAAGUUUUUAUGAGCGGAAACUGCGUAUAGGUUUGGGUCGCGUUUGAACUUCGAUUCACCUGUUCGUCAGACUCCGGAGGAUUCAGCUGCGCCCCGCCUCGCCUCGCCCCGCCCCCCUGCCCGUUACCGACCGCGGACCGCAGCCAUCCGUAACGGCGGUGGUGCGCUCACACCCCGCUGACCCCGAGCCGCCCGUUGAUGGUGAAAAGAUGCAGUCCACCGGCGCCAGCGGGAACGUCCGCCGACCCUGCAUUCAAACGGAUUAAACAAACCGGACAGACGUGAAGCCGUGACCCGGAGAGCCGUUUCUCAAGCGCGCACGGAGCCACGCGGACGCGGAGGAAGCGAUGUGGGCCUUUCUCUCCACGGUGGCUGUCUUGUAUAUCCAGAUGAUGCUGGUCAUGUGUAAUCCUCUACAGGUGUUUGGAGUGGAUGGGGUGAACUUUAGUGUGCACGUGGAGAAUCAGACUCGUGCGCGAGACGCCAUGAGCCGGCGACAUCAUCGCGUGUACCAGCUAUACAGCCGCACGAGUGGCAAACACGUCCAGGUGCUCGGACGCAAGAUCAGCGCCCGCGGAGAGGACGGAGACAAAUAUGCCCAGCUCGUAGUGGAGGCAGACACCUUCGGCAGCCAGGUGCGAAUCCGAGGGAAGGAGACCAACUAUUACCUGUGUAUGAACCGCAGGGGAAAGCUCGUAGGCAAGAAGGCCAGCAAUCGUAGCGCAGACUGUGUCUUCAUAGAGAAGGUUCUGGAAAACAACUACACGGCGCUAAUGUCAGCGCGCUACACAGGGUGGUACGUGGGCUUCACCAAAAGAGGGCGCCCUCGCCGUGGUCCGCACACGCUUCCCAACCAGCAGGACGUCCACUUCAUGAAGCGCUUCCCGCCCGGAGAGCAGCCGGACUUAAUGCCGUUCCGCUUCACCACCGUCAGCAAGAGGAGCAAGAGAGUGCGUGCCGCGCGGCCACGCUAACGCGCACGCCAAUAUCCCACUGCUAACGUUUACAUGAGGACUAGGAAUCAACAAAAAGACAGUCCUACUCCCACAGUCCAGUGAAAAUGACACUGCUAAUGCAAAGCAGGACCGUCUUGUCUUGUUUGACCAGGCAUCGCUUUAUAUUCCACUGGGUUGGACCUCUACAGCCCUAAUAAUAAAUACUAGCUAAUUUACACCAGAGCUGCGGUUCACGACAGCUCACUUCUGCCACGGAGAUGACUAACCAAAGCAAACACAAGCAAACGGCCGGCCCAGCGCUCGGGCGGAGGAAGCGUUAGGCUGGACAUCCAAUGAAGACACAAAACACAACCACGUUGGCCUGUAGAAGCUGAUCGUGUUGCAAUUUUCCUAAGACGAGACUUGGACGUGAUCCCGCCUGAGGGAGAGGAGCAGAUAUACCUGAAGAAUGAAUGAAAGAAAGAAAGACAUGGACAUCCAAGAGAGAAACAGAGAUAGAGCUACUGUUAUAUGGGAGUGCUCCUUGGAUAAGACACGGUCAGCCAGAAAUGGAAACUUGGGCAUCGUUUACUCACCUCAUGUCACUCUAAACUCGUAUGCGGUUAUUGUGUCUCUUUUUUACUCAACGGUUUAUAGUGAUCAUGUUCGUCGAG